Pimephales promelas (fathead minnow) is the source of this 4930-nucleotide messenger RNA. NCBI's taxonomy places the organism in Eukaryota, Metazoa, Chordata, Actinopteri, Cypriniformes, Leuciscidae. The record is from RefSeq and is a predicted model, not a curated record.
CGCACUCUGCAUUCUGAGGAAACACCUUUGAGUCCAAACCGAAAGUAAAGACUCGAUUCUGACGGAUGGAAAUUCACAUUUUGAGGCCUUAAAAACUGACAUAAAUAUAACAUGACGGUCUGAAGUCAGUUUCUCAUGAUGGAGAACAGAGAGAGAUCUUCAUCUCCAGACCCCAGCUGUGUGUCUAUGAAGAGUGACAGAUCCAUGGGUCCUCCUCCUAAUAUCAGUGACGAGACAAUGACCUCUGACCCCAGUAUCUCCAGGAUGAGGAAGAGACAGAGAUCUUCAUCUCCAGACCCCAGCUGUGUGUCUGUGAGGAGUGACAGAUCCAUGGGUCAUCCUCCUGAAUUCAGUGAUGAAGCAGUGACCUCUGACCCCAGCUGUGUGUCUAUGAAGAGUAACAGAUCCAUGGGUCCUCCUCCUAAUAUCAGUGACGAGACAAUGACCUCUGACCCCAGUAUCUCCAGGAGGAGGAAGAGACGGAGAUCUUCAUCUCCAGACCCCAGCUGUGUGUCUAUGAGGAGUAACAGAUCCAUGCCUCUUCCUCCUGUAUUCAGUGAUGAAACAGUGACCUCUGACCCCAGCUGUGUGUCUAUGAAGAGUAACAGAUCCAUGCCUCUUCCUCCUGUAUUCAGUGAUGAAACAGUGACCUCUGACCCCAGCUGUGUGUCUAUGAAGAGUAACAGAUCCAUGCCUCUUCCUCCUGUAUUCAGUGAUGAAACAGUGACCUCUGACCCCAGCUGUGUGUCUAUGAAGAGUAACAGAUCCAUGCCUCUUCCUCCUGUAUUCAGUGAUGAAGCAGUGACCUCUGACCCCAGCUGUGUGUCUAUGAAGAGUGACAGAUCCAUGGGUCCUCCUCCUGAAUUCAGUGAUGAAGCAGUGACUCCUGAUCAACUCAGAGUAGAUGGAGAGCGAAGCAUCUCUCGAGGAGCCGCCUCAGUCUUCUGUCUGAACAACACUUUCACCACCGUCACGCCGUCCCUCAAUAGACAUGAUCAUCCAGUGAAUGAUGAACUACAGAGAGUCAAAGACCGACACAAAACCAGCAUGAAGAGCAAGUAUGAGAGAUUAUUUGAGGGAAUGAAUCUCCAAGAGAAUGAAACCCUCCUGAACAGGAUCUACACACAGCUCUACAUCAUAGAGGGAGAGAGAGGAGGAGUGAAUGAAGAACAUGAGGUUUUACAGAUGGAGAAAUCAGCCAGAACACAACACUCACAAGACACUCCAAUCCACUGCAAUGACAUCUUUAAAGCCUCUCCUGAACCAGGACGCCAGGAGAAACAGCAGAUCAAGACUGUUCUUACUAAAGGCAUCGCUGGAAUCGGGAAAACCGUCUCUGUGCAGAAGUUCAUUCUGGACUGGGCCGAGGGGAAAGACCAUCAGGAUGUAGAUUUCAUGUUUGUGCUUCCCUUUCGAGAGCUGAACUUGAUCCGAGAUCAUCAGUACAGUCUUCACAGACUUCUGCUGGACUUUCAUCCUGAACUUCAAGAUCUGGACUCAAAGAUGUAUGAGGAGUGUAGAGUUGUGUUGAUCUUUGAUGGUCUGGAUGAAAGCAGAAUCCCACUGAUGUUUUCAGACGCUCAGGAAGUUUCUGAUGUGACUGAGUCUUCAUCACUGGGUGUGUUGAUGUCAAACCUCAUGAAAGGAGAUCUGCUUCCCUCGGCUCUCAUCUGGAUCACCUCCAGACCAGCAGCAGCCAAUCAGAUCCCCUCCAAAUACAUCCACCGUCUGACAGAGAUUCAGGGAUUCAGUGAUCCUCAGAAGGAGGAAUAUUUCAGGAAGAGAAUCAGUGACGAGCAUCAAGCCAGCAGAAUCAUCUCUCACAUCAGAAGAGCAAGAAGCCUCCACAUCAUGUGCCACAUACCCGUCUUCUGCUGGAUCUCCUCCACUGUGCUUCAGAAGCUCCUGGAAGAAGAUCUGAGUGCAGAAAUCCCUCAAACUCUGACUGAAAUGUACAUCCACUUCCUGCUGAUUCAGAUCCACAUGAGGAAUCAGAAGUAUGAAGAGAGAGAUCCAGAGAAACUCCUGCGCUCCAACAGAGAAGUGAUUGUGAAACUUGCUGAAGUGGCUUUCCAUCAGCUGAUGAAGGGCAAUGUGAUGUUCUACGAGGAGGACCUGAGAGAGAGCGGCAUAGACGUCACUGACGCCGCAGUGCAUUCUGGGAUUUGCACUGAGAUCUUUAAGGAGGAAUCUGUGAUUCAUCAGAGGAAAGUCUACAGCUUCAUUCAUCUGAGCGUCCAGGAGUUUCUCGCUGCUUUCUAUCAGUUUUACUCGUAUAUGAUCAACAACAAGGAACUGCUGUAUAAAUUCAAAUUUUCCAGAUUUGACUCUCUGUAUGAUCUACUAACAUCAGCAGUAGAUGGAGCCCUCAGGAGUGAUAAUGGACGGCUGGAUCUGUUCCUGCGGUUCCUGCUGGGCGUCUCACUGAAGUCCAAUCAGAGACUCUUACAGGAUCUACUGAUACACACACAGAACAGCUCAGAGGACAUCCGGAGAAUCACACAGCACAUUCAACAGAAGAUCAAAGAUGAGGAGAGUAUUAAUCGUCUCUCAGCUGAUCAAUCCAUCAGUCUGUUCCUCUGUCUGCUGGAAGUGAAAGAUCAGACUCUGUCCAGAGAGAUUCAGGAGUUUGUGAAAUCAGACAAACACUCACAGAAGGAACUCUCUCCGUCUCACUGCUCAACAAUCUCCUUCAUGCUUCAGAUCUCAGAGGAGCCGCUGGAUGAGCUGAACCUCAAGAAAUACAACACAUCAGCUGAGGGCAGAAGAAGACUGAUACCAGCUGUGGUCAACUGCAGUAAAGCUCGUCUUGUUGGCUGUAAUCUCACUGGCCAGGAUUGUGAAAUCGUGUCAUCAGCUCUACAAUCCUCAAACUCUGUCCUGAGAGAGCUGGAUCUGAGUAACAAUGACCUGCGGGAUUCAGGAGUGAAGAUUAUUUCUGAUGGACUGAAAAGCCCAAACUGUCAGCUGCAGAUACUGAGGUUGUUUGGCUGUAUGGUGACAGAGGAAGGCUGUGGUUAUGUGUCUUCAGCUCUGAGGUCAAACCCAUCACACCUGAGAGAGCUGGAUCUGAGUAACAAUGACCUGCAGGAUUCAGGAGUGAAGAUUAUUUCUGAUGGACUGAAAAGCCCAAACUGUCGGCUGCAGAUACUGAGGUUGUUUGGCUGUAUGGUGACAGAGGAAGGCUGUGGUUAUGUGUCUUCAGCUCUGAGUUCAAACCCAUCACACCUGAGAGAGCUGGAUCUGAGUAACAAUGACCUGCAGGAUUCAGGAGUGAAGAUUAUUUCUGAUGGACUGAAAAGCCCAAACUGUCGGCUGCAGAUACUGAGGUUGUCUGGCUGUAUGGUGACAGAGGAAGGCUGUGGUUAUGUGUCUUCAGCUCUGAGUUCAAACCCAUCACACCUGAGAGAGCUGGAUCUGAGUCACAAUGACCUGCAGGAUUCAGGAGUGAAGAUUAUUUCUGAUGGACUGAAAAGCCCAAACUGUCGGCUGCAGAUACUGAGGUUGUCUGGCUGUAUGGUGACAGAGGAAGGCUGUGGUUAUGUGUCUUCAGCUCUGAGUUCAAACCCAUCACACCUGAGAGAGCUGGAUCUGAGCUACAAUCACCCAGGAGACUCAGGAGUCAAGCUGCUCUCUGACAAACUGAAGGAUCCAAACUACACAUUUCAGAUACUCAAUGUGGAUCAUUGUGGAGAGUUCAGGAUUACAGCAGGAUCACGCAAAUAUGCCUGUGAUCUCACACUGGAUCCAAACACAGCACACACUCGACUCAUUCUGUCUGAUGAGAACAGGACAGUGACGAGUGUGGAAGAGCGUCAGCCGUAUCCUGAUCAUCCAGAGAGAUUUGAUGAGUAUCGUCAGGUUGUGUGUGUGGAGAGACUGACUGGACGCUGUUACUGGGAGGCUGAAUGGAGCGGGAGAUAUGCUGAUAUAUCAGUGACAUAUAAAGGAAUCGGGAGGAAAGGAUGGAGUGAUGACUGUGAGUUUGGAUGGAAUGAUAAAUCCUGGAGUCUGAUCUGCUGUUAUGACAGAUUCUAUGUCCAUCACAAUAAGAUCAGCACUGAUAUUCCUGUCGUCUCUUCAUCCUCUAAGAGAAUAGGAGUGUGUGUGGACGUGUCGGCCGGCACUCUGUCCUUCUACAGCGUCUCUGAUACACACACACUCACACACUUACACACACUCUACACCACAUUCACUGAACCCCUCUAUGCUGGAUUUGGGCUUUAUAUGCUUAACUCUUCAGUGUCUCUGUGUGACAUUAAACAGCGUCCUGAGAGAAACAACAGUGACACCCAUAUGGAAAAAAUAUAGAUAAAUUUGACUAAAUGUUUAUAUCUGAAACUUGUAAGUAAUAUAUAUAUAUAUAUAUAACAGUCAGACAAGACACAAAAUCCUUAUUAAAAUUGUGUAAUAUGAUGAUUUAAGAUAAUUUGGGAACUUAUAAUUACUAUAUAUGACAAUAUUAAAUCCAAAACAAUAUUCUUAGUAGAUACACAUAACAUCAAAGUUAUAUGAGUUGGGCAAUCAUUAGUGAAACCAAAAUCUUGCUAUAUUUUAUAAAAACCUUACAAGACAAUAGACGUAUGUAAGAUGUCACUUAUAUGAGACAUUAAAGUACAUGGAAAAGCUCAUGAUGAGAUGACCAAAAAUAAUGUAUAGCAUUUCUAAGAUUUUAUGACACUAGCACUGUCUCAGAUCAGAUUGUCUCAGAUUGUUUUUAGAUCACACUUUCUUCAAUCUCCAUUAGUGAUUUUUUCCAAAGAUGAUUACAUGGGUUAUAUUUGUUGUUAUUUAAGAUUUUAUGAGUAAUUCUAUCCAAUGAAAUAGUCAAAAAUGAUUGUUUAUUUACAGUUAGAUUUUCAAGUUCUUGUGUAUGCAGCAAAUAUUCAAAAUUGGCAUGUAAAAAUAAAAAACACCCAGUUACUCUUUU